Elaeis guineensis (African oil palm) is the source of this 869-nucleotide messenger RNA. RefSeq names its product jacalin-related lectin 19. NCBI's taxonomy places the organism in Eukaryota, Viridiplantae, Streptophyta, Magnoliopsida, Arecales, Arecaceae. The record is from RefSeq and is a predicted model, not a curated record. Gene Ontology annotation, molecular function: carbohydrate binding.
GACGUGCUCCAACACUUCACAUCGUUUUUGGUGUCUCUUUGGUGUCAGAGCUGUCGGAGAUUUGCAGUCCUUAGCAUCUUGGGCCAAACAAACCGCUAAGCUUGAGGAUGAGUUCAAUAUUGAAUGAUGCGAUUCUUAUUAAAGUCGGGCCACGAGGGGAUUUUCUGAGCCGAAAUACAGAAUGGGAUGAAUCAAGUUAUGGAAAUGUGAGGCAGAUCUUUAUAACUCAUGGAAAUGCCAUAAAUUCCAUUCAAAUGUUGUAUGACUUCAAUGGAAAUUUAGCGCUUGCACACAGGCAUGGAGGGGAUGGAGAUAACUUUGUCUGUAUCAAUUUUGAAUCGUGGGAGUAUUUGACAUCCUUAACUGGAUAUUAUGGGCCCAUCGAGCACAAAGGUCCUACGGUCGUACGAUCACUCACGUUAGAAAGCAACCGGACCACUUACGGACCAUACGGUCGAGAAGAGGGUAUCCCAUUCCGUUUCAACUUCCAGACGGGUGUCAGGUUUGGUGGAUUUCAUGGACGUAGUAGCAGUAGUUUUCUUUCUGCCAUCGGUGUAUAUGUUAAGACAAUGGCGAAGCACUAUUUCAGGCCUGAUCCACCUCGAUGUAACAUCGCACCGCGUUUAUGUUCUGCCUCGACAGAGUUGUCAGACCCAUCUUCAAGUUCUCCUUUCCUGCAGUGAUUCGAUCUCAAGCUCCGAUUCCGUGUACUUAUGAUAUAUUGGGGUCAGUUUGUAGUGUAUGUAAAUAUUUGAGGUUAUGCAUUACGAUAUGCUGAAGAUGAGUCCGCCUAGCGAAAAUAAACACUGAAGUUGGUCUGUGUAUGUAAUAAUGUGGUUUGAUGCAUUUGACUUGGUUUUCUGAAAUAA